Microcebus murinus (gray mouse lemur) is the source of this 2467-nucleotide messenger RNA. RefSeq names its product endosomal transmembrane epsin interactor 1 (gene ENTREP1). Lineage: Eukaryota; Metazoa; Chordata; Mammalia; Primates; Cheirogaleidae. The record is from RefSeq and is a predicted model, not a curated record. Gene Ontology annotation, cellular component: membrane.
CUUCCCCGCCCGUCCAUGUCCCUGCCCGUGGUGCUCCCGGGCUCCUGCUGCCCCGUGGCGGGGCUUUCUGGCGGGCCCCAGGCCGGGGGCCCCGGCGCCGCGGCCACCGCCGCCCAGGAACCGCCGCUGCCCCUGCGGCCGCGCUGGCCGGGCGCGCUGCAGCCCCGGCGCGGCCUCCGCUGCGCGGCCCCGCCCGGGGUGCUGCCGCGCCCGCCCGCCGCUCUCUCCCGCCGAGCAGCCGCCGCCGCCGCCGCCGCGGCCCCGGGCUCCGCGCUGCUGCCUGCCCGCCCGCUGCUGUCGCUCGGGCUGCUGCAGCUGAUCCUGGGCUGCUGCAUGGUGGCGCUCAGCUUCGGGGCGCUGUCGCUGAGCAGCUCCCCGCAGGUGAAGAACUCUUGUCCGUUCUGGGCCGGCUCCUCGGUGAUACUUUCUGGAAUCAUAGGAUUAACAACUUGGAAAAGGCCUAUGAUCCUCCUGGUAAACCUCUUUGUGCUGCUCUCUGUGGUUUGUGUCCUCCUAAAUCUAGCUGGAUUUAUCCUAGGCUGCCAAGGGGCCCAGUUCGUGUCCAGCGUGCCCAGGUGUGAUCUGGUGGAUUUAGGUGAAGGCAAGAUCUGUUUCUGUUGUGAAGAAUUCCAGCCAGCCAAAUGUACAGACAAAGAAAAUGCCUUGAAACUCUUCCCAGUUCAGCCGUGUAGUGCUGUGCACCUGCUGCUUAAGAAAGUCCUCUUCGCUCUCUGUGCCUUGAACGCCCUGACCACCACCGUCUGCUUGGUGGCUGCCGCCCUGCGCUACCUGCAGAUAUUCGCAACCAGAAGAUCCUGUGUCGAUGAAUCCCAGAUUUCUGUUGAAGAAGUAGAAGAACAUGGCCGUAUCCCAGACCCGGAUGACUUCGUGCCUCCCGUGCCUCCCCCGUCCUACUUUGCCACGUUUUACUCGUGCACGCCCCGGAUGAACCGCAGGAUGGUCGGUCCUGAUGUCAUCCCACUGCCGCAUAUCUACGGAGCGCGCAUCAAAGGCGUGGAAGUGUUCUGUCCCCUGGACCCCCCGCCUCCGUACGAAGCCGUGGUGAGCCAGAUGCACCAGGAGCAGGGAUCUCCGUUCCAAAUGCCAGAAGGGUCAGAAGCUGCUACCAGCCCAUUGGAACCAGUUUGCACACAAGUGGUUCAAGGUGGGGACAUUCCUAACACACCUGGAGAAGAAAGCACAUCCAUUUCAACGCCCAGCUCAAGCCUGGCGCAGCCGGUGAGAAGCCGGAGAGCCCUCCCGGCCCUGAGGACAAGAUCAAAGAGCGACCCUGUGCUCCAUCAUUCCGAGGACAGAGCCGCCCCGGUGCUCAGCUGUGAAGCCGCGACCCAGACCGAAAGGAGACUGGAUCUGGCUGCGGUGACUUUGAGGAGAGGCUUGAGAUCCAGAGCUUCACGAUGCAGACCACGGUCGCUAAUAGAUUACAGAUCUUACAUAGACACCAAGCUGCUGGUGGCGAGGUUCCUGGAGCAAUCUUCCUGCAGCAUGACCCCAGACAUCCAUGAACUUGUAGAAAACAUUAAAUCUGUUUUGAAGUCUGAUGAGGAGCACAUGGAGGAAGCCAUCACCAGUGCCAGUUUCCUGGAACAGAUCAUGGCCCCGUUGCAGCCCGGCGCUUCCCGGGCCCUCGCGCCGCCCUCGCGGAGACGGCCCGGCCUGCUGCACCUGCGGAGCUGCGGCGACCUCAGCACCUUCGCCCCGGCCGGGAGGCCGCAGGCCCGGAGGAGGCCCCGGCGGCAAGCGGAGGCUGAGCGGCCACACAGCCUCAUUGGGGUCGUGCGAGAGACUGUCCUGUGACACCCGGAAGGAAGGCGGACGGACGGAAGGCCACUCCUGGGGGAGGACCCCCCUCCUCUCUGUGCUGCUUCCUGGCUGGGAGCUUGGGGCGCUCCUCUGGGAACUCCCCAGAAAGAGGGGAGUUCUGGGGGGCAUUUGUUUCCACUCCUUGACUCCUCUCUUUGCUGACCAAGAGCAUUCGAGGGCGAACGCGUAGCGUCUUCCGGGCCCACUGGGUUUUGAUGCACCGAGUCUGAGGUUGUGGAGGCCGUGGCCGGGCCUGGCAGCGUUCCCGACCGUCACCGGCCCGGUGUGGGCAGAAACCCGGAGAAUGGUUCUUUGCCCACCUCACCCCUAGCCUCUGUUUGAUGCUGAUUCUUUCCCUCCUGGAAGGACAGACUGCUGGGCUGCUAUUUAUAGCUGCCCACAGCCUUUUCCCUGCUCAGCGGAUUGGCAGGAAAUGGGGUGAUUGACCCCGAUGUGUCCACACUCCUCAAGCCUCUUUCCAGAUCUCCCUCGAAGCAAACUCUCUUUAGGAAAAUCAGGAAAUUUUUAAGUGACAAAUUUUAAUGAAAGACAUUUAGGGAGAGAAUUGUUGAUUCCAGUUAUUCAUGCUUGCAAAACUAGAGACGCCUAAGGCAGAACUGAGAAUAAAAAUGUUUACUUUGGA